This is a messenger RNA of Rhododendron vialii, 1771 nucleotides long. RefSeq names its product putative FBD-associated F-box protein At5g56390. Lineage: Eukaryota; Viridiplantae; Streptophyta; Magnoliopsida; Ericales; Ericaceae. The transcript is spliced from 4 exons. Bases 659 to 1558 code for a protein of 299 amino acids. The record is from RefSeq and is a predicted model, not a curated record.
GCAGAGAGUGGACCUUCCAUCUCUCUCUCUCUCUCUCUCUCUCUCUCUCUCUGCCGAUACAAGCGUUAGGGAACCCUAAUAAUCCGUUCUUUCGGAGCUCAGAAAGACAAGCUUCCAUUUAACAACUCUCACCAUUUCUGGGGUUUCAAAGGCUGCAAAUGGGAGAGAGAAAGCGACAGAGGGAUGAUAGCGUUCAUCCACAUUCUUCCAAAAACGUAGAGCUUUCAGAACAACAAAAUGUCGGCAAGGGCAAUGAUAUAAUUAGCAGCUUGCCUGAAAAUGUUCUCCAUCACAUCCUCUCGUUCCUCUCUACCAAAGAUGCCAUACGAAGUUCCGUAUUAUCAACUAAAUGGAAAUAUUUGUGGACCUCUAUUGCCAACAUUGAUUUGAAGGAAACGUACCAUCUCGCAGGCGAAAAGGAAGAUGGAAGUUUCUUGGAUUUUGUGGAAAGAGUUCUUCUCCUUCACGAUGCUUCAGAUAUUAAAAGUCUUACUCUGAGUACGUACCAGCUUGUGGAUUCUUCUCGCAUUAAUUCAUGGAUCUCUGCUUCGAUAAGGCAUAACAUUGAAGAGCUUGAUCUUUCUUUACUUUGGAAAACGCAGCCUGUAUUGCCUUGCUGCCUUUUUACUUGUCAAUCCCUAGUGGCAUUGAAAUAUCUAUGUUCUGGGUUUUGGAAGUUCCACGUUCGACUCAAUUCUCGAACCUUAAGACCUUGAAACUUUCAAAUGUUACAUUUUCAGAUGAUAACUCCACGCAACAUCUUUUCUCUAGUUGCCCAGUGCUUCAGGAGUUGGCCUUGCUGAACUGUGGAUGGGAGAAUCUAAAGACUAUAACGAUUUGCAUUCCCUCACUGAAGAGCUUGACUAUUGACAAUAACUACGAGUUUUUAUGGCCUGAGGAUGUCCUCAGUUGUGUGACCAAAAUUUAUGCUGCAAAUCUUAUCCAUCUUGAUUGCUUUUGUUGCCUAAUAGUUGACUUUCGUCUAUACGACCUAUCGUUAUUAGUUGAGGCAUCUAUUUGUUUAUAUGAAGAUCUGCCGGAGCAAGACGUUACCCCUCGAGUGCUCGGGUUACUUACUGGGAUUUCCAAUAUUAAGAAACUUACGGUUACAAGUCAAACGCUGGAGUACCUCACGCCCGUUGCAAAUCUCUUGGACCGUCUUCUUGUAUUUUACAAUAUGACCCACUUGGUGCUGCAUUCAGAACUUUUUGGUGAUUCCUUUAGAGUUAUGAUCGACCUUCUAGAAAAUUCGCCUAAGCUAGAGUCUCUUAAUUUUGAGGAGGGCUUUAACCCUUUCGUCGAGGAUGAUUGGAUGUUGGGAAGAGUGCCUUCUUGUUUUGCACCUUCCCUCAAAACUGUUCGCAUUGCUGAUUUCGAUAAGAAGCCGGUAGAGAUGCAUUUUAUAAGGUUUUUGCUAAAAAAUGCGACAGUGUUGGAAAGGCUAACUUUGCAUAGCUACUCACAAGAUUUGAUUCAGCAGCAACAAAAGGUCAGCAGUCAAUUGAACAAGCUUCCCAGAGGCUCAAAAAGUUGUGUUAUUGAGUUUACUACAACCUGAACUUGUAUCCUUUUAUAUAAUACUAGUGAAUUGGCACGUGCGUUGCACGUGGUAUAUGUGGGUAGUAUAUCAUUAGUAGAUGAUGAAAUCAAAAUACAUGAUUGUCGAAGUAUAAACAAAUGUGCAAUUGUCGUUUGAGGAAAGGGAAAGAAAAAGGAAGAUGUUGGAUAAAUAAAUAAAAAAGCAUAUGAAAUGAAAAUACAUGGUUUGAUG